ACACGAGGAAGGAGUAGUUGCGUCUACUCCGUACUAUUCUCUAUUUUAAGCCACAAAAAACCGAAUUUCAUCAGUUCAUCACCUUCUAUCUCUUGGCACGGUUGAGCUAUCGCAAAUCGCAAUCCAAUUUCACAAUCAAACUUAUCUUUGCACUGUUACAAUAAUUGAUAUCUGGGGAAUACGAAGAUGUCGACUGUGAAUGUUCCUCCAGUGCCGCUUACUCCUCGCGAUGAUGUUAUUCAACUUCACAAAGCCUUCAAAGGAUUUGGUUGUGAUACUACAACAGUGAUCAAUAUCCUUGCUCAUCGUGAUGCUUCACAGCGUUCAUUUAUCCAACAGGAAUACAAAACUUUGUAUUCUGAAGAUAUUCUCCGCCGUUUGUCAAAGGAGCUCAGUGGUAAACUAGAGAAUGCGAUUUUGCUUUGGAUGCAAGAUCCGGCAGCGCGUGAUGCUGUUGUUGUGAAGCAGGCAUUGACUGCAAAUGAUCUCAGAGGUGCCACUGAAGUUAUAUGUUCUCGUACACCUUCUCAGAUACAGACUUUCAAGCAGAUCUACCAUGCAAAGUAUGGGACCUACCUAGAGCAUGAUCUAGAACGACAUACCUCUGGAGAUCACAAGAAGCUUUUACUAGCAUAUCUAUGCGUACAGCGUUAUGAAGGUUUUGAAGUUGACAGAAUGAUCACUGAGAAUGAUGCAAAGGCACUCUACAGAGCUGGAGAGAAGAGACUGGGAACUGAUGAGGAUAUGUUCAUAAGAAUUUUUAGUGAGAGAAGCAGGGCACAGUUAGCUGCUGUAGAUUUAGCCUACAAUAAAAUGCAUGGUCACACUCUUGAAAAGGCUAUAAAGAAGGAAACAUCAGGGAACUUUGCAUAUGCUCUUUUGACAAUUGUAAGAUGUGCAGAAAACCCAGCAAAAUACUUUGCAAAGGUACUACGAAAAGCAAUGAAGGGUCUGGGAACAGAUGAUACAACACUGAUCAGAGUUAUAGUGACAAGGGUGGAGAUUGAUAUGCAGUACAUCAAAGCGGAGUACCAGAAGAAGUAUAAGAAGUCAUUGGUUGAUGCAGUUCACUCUGAAACUUCUGGCGAUUACAGGAAAUUUCUUCUUGCUCUCCUGGGUCCAUAAGAUUGAGAAUGUGUUUGUGUUAAUUAGUAUGUAUUUAUCUAUGUACGUAUUGUUAGAGAAUAGUUUACAUUGAGCUUAUUAAUGUGUGAAAUGAAAACUUUAUCCAGUGUCAAUUUAGUCGACUGUGUACAAAUUAGUCGACUGUGUGAUGAAGUGAAGAUUGCUUGUCUACUCAGCCAAAAUUAAAAAUAAAAUUAAAAGAAACUCAAGAUUGCUUGUCUGAAUUUCUUUGUUUGUUCAGCAUAUUGGAUACUUCGUUUUUUAUUCGA
Spinacia oleracea (spinach) is the source of this 1394-nucleotide messenger RNA. Its product is annotated as annexin D5. Gene Ontology annotation, cellular component: cytoplasm; plasma membrane. Gene Ontology annotation, biological process: response to heat; response to cold; response to salt stress. The record is from RefSeq and is a predicted model, not a curated record. Lineage: Eukaryota; Viridiplantae; Streptophyta; Magnoliopsida; Caryophyllales; Amaranthaceae. The transcript is spliced from 6 exons. Gene Ontology annotation, molecular function: calcium ion binding; phosphatidylserine binding; calcium-dependent phospholipid binding. Bases 187 to 1125 code for a protein of 312 amino acids.